Messenger RNA from Exophiala mesophila, 1089 nucleotides. RefSeq lists its product as uncharacterized. NCBI's taxonomy places the organism in Eukaryota, Fungi, Ascomycota, Eurotiomycetes, Chaetothyriales, Herpotrichiellaceae. The transcript has 2 exons. The coding region runs from base 1 to 1089 and encodes 362 amino acids. The record is from RefSeq and is a predicted model, not a curated record.
AUGAAAAGACCCGGUUUCGGUAUUCCGGAAAGUCUAUAUAUCGCCGGACGAAGGAAAUUCAGUCCUUUCGGCUCAACUCGGUGGCCGCACAUCUUACAUUGCUCGUGCAUUACAAGAAAGAUGGACAAGUUGCCAGCGUUUGGCCGCGAUGUAUUCGCUGCGUCGGUACCAACCUUUCAGAUAUUUGGAGACCUCUUGCGACGCCCGGAACGUUUGGCAUUACUGAACAGUAUCCCAAGAGAGGUGCAUCGGUUCGGCCACCAUGAACGACAAACUCUCGACCUAUAUCGAUCUUCACACAAAAGUCAACGUAGAAGCAUCUUUAUUUUUAUUCACGGCGGCGCCAAUGUCAGCGGUGGAAGCAUUGCGCCAGAGAUCAAAGGCGAGGUUGUGUACAAAGGUCUAGGUUACUUCCUGGCGGAAGAACUAGGAUACGACGCAAUCAUCAUCAACUAUCGUCUGCUGCAGCACGGCGCGGUUUUCAACACCGGUGGGGAGGAUCUCGAUCUCGUCAUCAGAUGGGUUACGGAAAACCUUUGUCUCGAAGGUGAGAAGCGGGAUAUGGUUGUCAUGGGCAACUCAGCUGGUGGUUUGCAUCUGGCUUCAUGGCUAUUCGACGAGGCAUUCACAAGCUCAACACAGCGGGUAUUGGAACCUUCGGCAAAGCUUCAUCUAAGAAGGGCGAUUAUUCUGAGUUCUACAAUGCUUGCGGACCCGGACAAUGAGUUCGUAGCGCCUAUGGUACCUAAUUUGUUGAGAUACUACAAGACCAGGGAGAACAUCGUUCAAAACGCGCCAUUGAAUCUAAUGCGCCGGAAGUUUGGUCGUCGCUCGGCCGACAAAGAUGGCGGCAGUACCAUGCUUCUCCCACAUUUGCUGUUGGUUGCCGCGGAGUAUGAUCCCAUCUUUCUCAUCGAGACAGAGAAGACAUUAAUGACUGAGUGGAAAGAGCUUGGCGGGCAAGCCGAAUACUGGGAGCUUCAGGGCCAUAAUCAUCUCAGUCCACCACUUGCCUUGGGUACAGGGGACAAGGCUGCUGAAGCCUGGGGAUUUGAGCUUGCUAAACGACUCUCCGAUAUAUCACCGUAG